AUGGAUCGGCCUUCAUCAGGCUCCUUACGGAGUAUUUCGCCAUUUCAAACCCCCCAGCACUCCCGCCUUCUGGAUCACAGCUUUCUCGGCGCGACGCCUCUCACGGAGACUCCGGCAACAAGCGCAAGCAUCGGCAGAGGGGGCACUCCUGGUUCGGACAGGGUCUUGUCAGGCCGUGUCAAAAAGUCGACUCACAGAACACCUUUGCGCAAGGAAGAUGUUCUCAGUGAGAAGGAGAAGGGGGAGGAACAGCGGCAGCUGAAAGAGAUGAUGGAGGAAGUGAAGCUCUUUCCUAGAAGCGACAGUUGGGCCGAUGACGAAUUCAAACUGUUCAAAAUUCUGUUCAUGAGACAAUACAGCCCUCUGCUGCCAGGUGACUGGCAGAUGAGCUUCAGAGGCAUCCCAAUUCCCGAUAUCCUAUUUGCCAGCUCCGUUGCACACCCGCCCAUCAUCAACACGCGGUCCGGCAACGAUUUCAAAGCGACGAAAGCUUUGGCUCGCCUCAUUGACCUGACGAGAGAGGUUCGAGGCUUGGCUCAGACAGGCCAAAGGCACAGAGCGAGCGCGCUGAUCACGAAGAGACUCCAGGAGUACGCCAAGUGGGCUGAGCACGACGGAGAGUACGACACACUUGAUUACGUGCCGAACAUCAUUAUUGACGCCGUCGACACGUCUCAGACGCCGCAGGCAAUCGAGGAGCACAUGCAGAACCGGCUAAGAAUCGCCGCCGCAAGUCAACGCGCUCACUGGAGAGCUGAACGGGCACCUGAAAGCGGUCAUGAGAAGGAAGAGAAUGGGUACGCGUCAGAAGUCGACCCCGAGGAGGCCGAGCCCGAGGACAACAGGAUUGUUCUUGUGCCGGACAAGUACCCGACGCCGUCACCGCAAAAGGCCGACUUGCCUCCGUCGACCCCGCAUCGAAACGGGAUCAACGGCGAUGGCAUCAGUGAGCACAGCAGCCCGAGCGAAAACUCCGAGAGCGCCGAGCAGCCGGACGAACUCUGGGCCGGCGAGUAUACGCGGCGCCCACCUGUCAUUUACGGACUGUUCGUUGUCAACACAUCAGUCAUGGUGCUCACUAUUGACUCGGCAAAGGAACAGGACGCUGCUGGGAGUUACCAGGUGGAAGUCGGCUUCAGCAAACGUGGCCAGGACGUGUGGAACGCGAUCACCAUUGCCAUCGUUGUCUGUCUGGCCAGGGACACCAUCGUGGAAAUGAGGAAGAACUUUGAGACGUCGGUCUUGGACGAGUCGAGCGACCCUGACGCUUGA
Colletotrichum aenigma is the source of this 1272-nucleotide messenger RNA. RefSeq lists its product as uncharacterized. NCBI's taxonomy places the organism in Eukaryota, Fungi, Ascomycota, Sordariomycetes, Glomerellales, Glomerellaceae. The transcript is spliced from 2 exons. The coding region runs from base 1 to 1272 and encodes 423 amino acids. The record is from RefSeq and is a predicted model, not a curated record.